GCGGCCGCCGGGGGCGCUGUAGUGCGCAGGCGCGGCCUGGGAGCCGCGCUGACCUUCGACGCCACGCUCCUUCCGCUUUCCCGGCAGGCCCCUCGAGGCGCCUGCGCAGUCAGUGACCUUCUAGAGUGCGCUGGGUACAGUGCGGCCUAGACGGUUGAUCCUGCCGAGAUGCUGCAAAGCCUAAUUAAAAAUGUCUGGGUCCCUAUGAAGCCAUACUAUACCCAAGUCUACCAGGAGAUUUGGGUAGGAAUGGGGUUGAUGAGCUUCAUUGUUUAUAAAAUCAGAAGCGCUGAUAAAAGAAAUAAAGCCCUAAAAGGUUCGAGUCCUGCGCCCGCUCAUGGUCAUCAUUAACAGCGCUCCCCAGUGCACAAGGUCUGCCUGUAAAUUUCAGCAGAAUGUCGCUGUACUGUCUUGAAUAAAUGCACAGUGCGAUGCACCCCCGCUCGGCACUGUUUCCUGUGUCCCCUGCCAUACCCUUUGUGUGGGGCAGCGGUCCUCACGGCCUCGCCCACCACCUUCCUGCAGGAGCCUCAGGAAUGAGGAGCCAGACGCAGCUGCUCACCACGGGGCAGGUGCCCGGUCCAGGCGCUCAGUCGGGUUCCGAUGUUCAAUAAAUGUCCCUUUAACGAA
Molecule: messenger RNA, 630 nt
Organism: Cavia porcellus (domestic guinea pig)
Lineage: Eukaryota; Metazoa; Chordata; Mammalia; Rodentia; Caviidae
Gene: Atp5mj
Product: ATP synthase membrane subunit j
Exons: 4
Coding region: 169-351 (60 amino acids)
Cellular component (GO): mitochondrion
Source: RefSeq, a predicted model, not a curated record